Molecule: messenger RNA, 3790 nt
Organism: Lytechinus variegatus (green sea urchin)
Lineage: Eukaryota; Metazoa; Echinodermata; Echinoidea; Temnopleuroida; Toxopneustidae
Exons: 5
Coding region: 80-1651 (523 amino acids)
Biological process (GO): transmembrane transport
Molecular function (GO): monocarboxylic acid transmembrane transporter activity
Source: RefSeq, a predicted model, not a curated record
AUAUCACCAGGUAUGCCUUCAUUUUGACUGAACAGGGGAGAAAACCUGACAAAAGAUAUUACAGCUCUUUGAUUCUAUCAUGGAGCAAAAGCCUAAGAGAAUGCCAUCAUUGGGCCCCUAUGAAACGGGACCAAGGGCUUGGAUAGUCAUCGCUGCGUACUUUUUGCUGAGUUUUGUCGAGAUGGGUAUCCUAAAAAGCUUCGGUGUGCUCGUCAACGAACUUGUCAUUCAAUUCGAUACAAACACUGAAACAAUUGGAUUUAUCAUCGGUCUUUACCAUGGAACUUCUUAUGCUUUCGCUCCUAUCAUCUCUCCUCUCACCAAGAAUAAGACUUUAAUAAGACCAUUGAUGUUGUUUGGUAGCUUCAUCAUGGGCCUCAGUCUAUCUCUCUCUUCACUUUCAACAAACAUCGCCUGGUUCUCAGUUGCAAUGGUCGCAUCAGGUGUCGGAUUUUCAAUCAUCUCUCUCUUGACGUUCAUUGUAUUCAGUCUCUACUUCACCAGGCGUUUUGCCCUUGCUUUUGGAAUGGGUGACAUGGGCUGUGCAGUCAGUGUGAUCUUACCGUUACUUACAGAAAAGAUUCUUGAACAUUACGGAUGUCGAGGAACAAUCCUCAUACUUGGAGGGAUUGCCUUUAACACGAUCGUCUUCACUGCGUUGUUAAGAGACCCUCGGACACUCCCGAAACGAAGAGUCAAAGAUGAGUCCUAUACCAACGUGCGAGAAGAUGAGAUGGGUGAGCGUGAACUUGCCGAGCUUAACGAAGUCAUUCUCCUCCACUUGGUUCACAGUAUCACAAGAAAUGAGUGUAGUCUACAUUGUGCUGGUGCUUCCUUCCAGAAAUUAUCAACGCCAUCUGGAUGUAAUCAGGGAGAUAACGAAAAUGGAGCUUUUCCAACUUUGAAAGAGCCCCCUCAAGAUAUGGUAACAGAAGACUUCCAUAAUGACGCUCAUAAUGUUGAUCUGGAAUAUCAACAACCAAACAUUGUAAAGAGGUGCAAUUGGAUAGACUUUUGCCUGAGACCUUUCCGAUUGAUCUGGAGUGCUCUUGACUGGUCACUCUGUCGGGACGAGCCUUACCUUAUCUAUAUCUAUCUUGCUACAUUCAUCUUCGGUAUGAUCACGACGUCUUGGUACAUCUUCCUAAUCUCCCAUGCCAUUGCUAAAGGCAUCACCCUAUCUCAAGCAGUUCUUCUGUCUCUCGUCUCUGGAGUUGGUGAUGCCUUUGGGAGAUUCUCACAGGGUCCUAUUGUUCAUAAUCGCUGGAUGACUUCUGUUGGCCUCUUUAUGUUCUCAGCCGGAUUGAACAGUAUACUCUUCUUCUGUGAUCCUCUACUGGAAGGAUUUGGUUGGUUAGCCACCGGAACUGUCUUGAAUGGUAUUUUUUUCGGCACUCAGACAUCUCUCUUAUCGAUUAUGCUCAAGGAUUAUACACCGUCUCCAAGACUUUCGACGUCAUAUGGUUUGUCCAGUGUAGCCUAUGGUUUCUCCGAACCCAUUGGUGGAUUUACAGCAGGAUGGAUGGCUUCCGUUCUUGGUUAUGAGAUGAUGUUCGUGUAUUUAGGUGGACUGUCUGUUAUCUCCAUUAUAACCCUUGUUCCAGCUUAUAAACAUUACCGAAGACCACCUAAAAUAACUCAAGGGCCAUGAUCAGCUAAAUACAAGAAAAUAAAUGGAGUACAUACUGUAUUUGUUCACGAAACCAAAUUCAAGACAUGAUAUGCAUCAACUGUGCAGCCGAUUUCUUACUGUAUUUGAGCCAUUGAGUAAAUAUUCAGUGUGAUUGCAGUCAUAAAAAUAUAAAUGUAAUUUUCACUUUAAUCAUGGAUGAGUUGCAUAUCUCACUCAUAUAAAACAAUGAAAUUUUGGAUCACCAUGAAGACGAGCAAAACAAUUUGUGCAUAUUUGAAACUAGGAUAUUUUAAGCCUUACGUUGUCGUCUUGAUCAAACAUGUACUAUGUAUAGGCAAUGCGAGUGCGGGCGAUAUUUCUAUUGUAUGACCUGCAAGCUUUUCUUUUUCCAAUUAUCAAUUAUUCCCCUUCCGAUCUUAUUACUGUUCUUACCUCUUUUAUCUUUUUCUCCUUCCACCCCCCCCCCCCCCCCCUGUUUCAUUUCCCUUCUGUGCACUGCCAAAGUGCCAAUAUGGACCGUGAUCGCUAAGGCGCCCUUAUUAAUCGCAUAUGCCUAUCGUGACAUACCGCCAACUUAACAUGCUUAAGGAAGAAAUAUGUCGUGAACGCAUAAUUUUUAUAUAUGUUGAAAAGAGCAUCUUCUCCCAAACAAUUUGAUCCCAUAGUCAUAAGGUAUUCUUCAGGCUUAGAUAACUAGUACCGGUAGGUGUUCUUUGCAGUGAUGUAAAGUUUGAUUUGCGCCAUGAAUGAAUACAGAAUUCAAUGACGUCAAAAUCUUACAUGAGUUGGUAAACUUAAUUAUUUGCAAAUCUCCUUUUCAUUUAUAUUAUCUGGAGACUUGAUACUUAAGUGUUUAUUAAACAAUCAUAAUGUAUAUAAUUCAAAACCCUAGUAGGAACCCAUAGGAAUUAAGUAAUUUUUUUGCUCUUCUCCUUAUACUGAAGUUGCAUUCUAUAAAUUUUAGCCCCACUUCCACCAUAUCUACUUCUUAUCAUUACCCCUCUUCUUCUUUCCUCGUUAUUCUUACUCUAUUUCUCCUUUUUCAUUUUCGUUAGUUCCCCCUCCCCACAAUCUUUGUUUUUCCAUUCCCUCCUUAUUUCUUUUUGCUGUUACUUAUUUCGUUACUUUUAUUCCUAUACCUUGUGACUAUUUUAAUAAACAUUUUCCUUACUUUGGUGUUUCCCUUUAUAUCCUAUAGGUUAAUCAUUGUUUACUUUUUUAACCCGGGCUCUCUCUUUAGGUACCAAGAAAGUUCACUUGUCAAAGAAACGCUAUAUUUCCAAAACAUUUGUUUCACUUGUCAAAGGAACGCUAUAUUUCUAAAACAUUUGUUUAAAAGGGGGAGGGGAUGGGGCAAUGACUGUAUGCCUGUAGUGUAAGUUAAAAUUAAACUAGAAUACCUUUGACAUUACAUAAAAGUUUCAUUUUUACAUUAUUCAUUAAAUUACCCCAUCCCCACAUAUUGUGUUAAAACUUCUUCUGCAGCCCCCCCCCCUCACCUAUUCUGCCCAUUACAUGAUAGGAUGAAUAAGAAUAUAAAAGUCCAAAGGAUUGUUGGCCAUAUUUUUUUACAUGGAUUGGUUGUUGUAUUUUAUUUUUGCAAAAUACAAAAAUAAGUACAAUUUGAGAAAAUACACCACCAUGACAGAUAUAAAAGAUGUUAAAUAUAUUGAUAACUGUACAGAUCUUUAAAAAAAAUUAAUAAAGGGAUAUAAAAAAAAAUUGCUUUAUCAAAAUUAAUUUUCAAAUCUCAAGUCUGGAAUUGUCCAAAUUCAGGCGUAUUUUUGUUUGUAUUUCCAUUACAUCAAAUAAAAUUUGCAAUGAAGUGAGAAGUAAACAAAUAUAUAUCUUGAAUGAAUUGUUUAGUACUACUGAGAGUCAGAACCACUACAUCACAGCUCUUCAAUAAAAGAAAAUUGUAAGCUUGAGAACAGCAUUGGAGGCAGAUUGAAACCCGACGCAUGAGGAUCUUGGGCCUCAGCCACUUCUCAACUCUUUUGAAUAACUCCUAUAUUGGCCAUGUGUUGUGUUUCAUAAUCAUAUUCAUAUGAUCAUUUCACUAAGAUCAUAGUAUUUCAUUAUAGGACAAGUCCACCCCAACAAAGACUUGAUUUGAAUAAAAAGAGAAAAAUUCAACAAGCACAACACUGAAAAUUC